GUUGUGUGACGUCAAUAGAUAUUACAAUAAUUAUAUGAUUUUGUAAACACAAGUGUUUGUUGUGAAAGACAUAUGUGAUUGUCAUUUAAAGUGGUCAACAAUACCGAGUGACUAAUUAACCGAUUGGACUCAUUUGGUGAUCAAAACACAAACACCACUUCAUUGUCUCAUUUGAUAUUAAAAUCUAAAUGGAGUCAGUGUUGAACAAAAUCCGAGAUACGGUGUCCUCGACAGUCAUUCAGGUGACCAACAACUUGUCGACCGCAUUGCCGGGGAAUCCGUUGACCCGUGAGUACGAUCUUAACCGACAUGUGGCCUCUGCCGGUCCGCAUAUGUGUUUCAAGAUCUACAAUGCGGUCAAAAAGUCGACCAAAGAGGAAGCAGCUGUUUUUAUGUGCGACAAGAAGACAUUGGAUCAGAGACUCAACAAAAAAGACAAAGAAGUGUUUCUGGAUAUCAUACGGAAGGGCGUCAAUCAACUGACACGACUCAGACAUCCGUCACUGUUGACCAUUCAUCACAACAUCGAAGAGAGUAGAGAUUCAAUAGCUUUUGCUACCGAACCGGUUAUGUCCAGUUUGGCAAAUCUAUUGGGCAAUCGGGACAACACACCCACACCAUUGAGUCCAGAGAUUGAUAACUAUGAACUAUUUGACGUUGAAAUCAAAUAUGGAUUACUUAAGAUAUCUGAAGGACUGGCUUUUCUUCACAAUGAUUGCAAAUUAUUGCACAGAAAUUUGAGUCCCGAGUCUAUAGUUGUCAACCGAAACGGUGUUUGGAAAAUAGCGGGCUUUGAUUUCUGUGCGCAGGCCAUCAAUGCAUCCGAUAUACCGCUUAAGUUUCCACACUUGAAUGCUAUCAAUUAUAUGGACACUCCGGCUAUUUGUCAACCAAAUCCCGACUAUAUAGCUCCAGAUUAUUUGGACAGAGACGUGACCAGUAUUGAAACCAAUGCCGACAUGUUUUCAUUGGGAUUACUAACCUAUACAUUGUAUAAUAAGGGCAAACCAUUGCUGCCGAGUGGCGGUAAUUUGAAAUUAAGACACAGCGACCAAUUCAAACGUCUUCCCGAUUCGACGUUUAGCUGUAUUCCCGAUGAUUCGCGAAGUCAUAUAAAGUUAUUGCUUAGUUUAGACACCAGACUACGUCCCGAUGCAAUACAGUUCUCGAAACUACACUUUUUUGACGAUAUUUUAGUAAAAACAUUACAAUAUUUGGACGCUUUAUAUCAAUGGGAUAAUCUCCAAAAGAGUCAAUUCUAUAAGGGUUUGCCCGAAGUAUUGUCACAAAUGCCAAAAAGAGUUAAAUUGAAUCGUGUGGUCAGUAGUUUGGCCAAAGAGUACGUCAAUCCAGAUAUGGUUCCAUUUGUUUUGCCUAAUAUUCUGUUGAUUGCUAAAGAAACAGAUGAUGAAGAGUUUCAUAAGUGGAUUAUACCAGACUUGGUAUCGGUGUUUAAGAUGCGGGAACCCAUACAAAUCGGUAUUAUUUUGAUGCAAAACAUGGAUUUUUUGGUUUCCAAGUUUAAACAUAAACCCGAAUCACUCCGCGAACACAUACUUCCACUGGUAUACCGUUGUCUAGAGUCAGACGCUCAACAAAUACAGGAACUUUGUCUAUCAGUUAUACCAUCGAUGGCUCAACUAAUAGACUACACAUCAAUGAAGAACUCGCUGUUACCGAAAAUUAAGAAUAUUAUAUUAAAUACCAAACUAUUGUCAGUUCGGGUCAAUGCUUUGGUUUGUUUGGGCAAAAUCUUAGAGUAUUUAGAUAAAUGGGUAGUUAUUGAUGAAGUGCUUCCCACUCUAUCAAGUGUACCCUCUAGAGAACCGGCUGUAAUAAUGGCAUCUAUUGCUAUAAUUAAAAUAACAAUUAGUAGCAACAAAUUAGGUCUGACUAAGGAAGUGAUGGCUAAUAAAGUUAUACCAUAUUUAGCACCGCUUACUAUUGAAAACGGUUUAUCAUUACAACAGUUUCAGACAAUAAUGUCAUUGAUUAGAGAUAUGUUAUGUAAAGUGGAAGACGAACAACAAAUAAAAUUACAACAAUUGAAUUCAAUUAAAUCACAACAGGACUCACUGUUCAACAGUACUGUUAACAUAACAAGAAAGUCACCCACUUUUGAUAGUUUGUCAAGUUUUACAAUUACAACUCCCGGUGCUAUUGAACACAAUUAUAGCAAUCGAAGUGCAACUGCGCUGUCAUUAGAGGAUAAGGAAAGACUAGCGAAACAAAAUGAACAAAACGAAAGACUAAGUUCACAGUCGACUUUGGUUCCACAGACGGCCAAACCAGUGACAGAAUCACAUCAACCGAAAGACCUUACGUCGACUCUUAUGAAUUCAAAUCUAACAAAUCUGUCGCUUAACUCACGACCCCAACAGUCCUUUAAUAAUUCAUUUACUAGUCCUAUGAAUAGUCAGUUCAGUACUUCAUUUCCUAUUCAGACCAAUUCGGUUCAAUUCCCGAAUACUGUUACCAAUGCUUUUCAUGCGAUGCCAAUACAACAGCAAACUGUAAGAACCAAUAUGUCUUCAUUUGAUAAUCUCGUGAUUCCCGAACUUAAAAAACCAAUGAAUGCACAGUCAAGUCAACCGAUGGGAACGAUGACUAUGAAUCCAAUCUCUAAUUCAAUGGCAAACAAUUGGACCACAAAUUCAAAUUCAUUUGUAACUAACAAUACAACAAAUUUGGGAUUUAGUGGAAAUCAAUUGAAUAGUAAUACUUCAUUUGGCGCAUUCAUUGACUCAAAUUCAACAUUAAAUUCGUCACAAAAGACAACCAAACCGUUAUCAAAGAGUGAAUUAGAAGACUUCUUAGGCUAAAU
Molecule: messenger RNA, 2824 nt
Organism: Oppia nitens
Lineage: Eukaryota; Metazoa; Arthropoda; Arachnida; Sarcoptiformes; Oppiidae
Product: SCY1-like protein 2
Exons: 4
Coding region: 189-2822 (877 amino acids)
Biological process (GO): protein phosphorylation
Molecular function (GO): protein kinase activity; ATP binding
Source: RefSeq, a predicted model, not a curated record